AUGGCUUUAAGAGUAGCAAAUAGUGGUUACAGCACCAUUGCAGCCGAUGCAGCAUUUGUCAUAGCAAGUGUCCCGCCACUAAGCAUAAAAGCCGAGGAAAGAGUACAUCGGCAUAAUGGCAUGGAAACUACUGAAGCAGAGAAUAGACUACUAGAUCAGUGGCAAGAAAGAUGGUCAAGCAGUCAGAAGGGAGCAUGUACAAGGACUCUCAUCCCUGAUGUUGCUCAGUGGGUCAAAAGAAGACAUGGCGAACCGAAUUUCUUCCUUACACAGUUUCUCCCUGGGCAUGGGGAUUUCCAAAAAUACCUAUUUCGUAUGCAGAAAACAGAAUCCGAGAACUGCAGAUACUGA
This is a messenger RNA of Homalodisca vitripennis (glassy-winged sharpshooter), 351 nucleotides long. RefSeq lists its product as uncharacterized. The record is from RefSeq and is a predicted model, not a curated record. NCBI's taxonomy places the organism in Eukaryota, Metazoa, Arthropoda, Insecta, Hemiptera, Cicadellidae. Bases 1 to 351 code for a protein of 116 amino acids. The transcript has a single exon.